CGACGGACGAUUCACUUUACCAACGACUUCAUACCCACGCCAGCCAGUCUUGAUUAUCGAGGGCACUUGCCCGCUGGCUCCAAAUCUCAUUCUCUUACAUCACACUACCACCAAGAGCUCAGGCCAGAGUAGCUUGAGCUCGCAGAGCCUCGUCGCCUCUGCACCGCCCGCUUCGUGGCAGUUCCACUGUGCAGCAUCUUCAUCCUCUCUUGCCACAACCUGGCUGUUGCUAUUAGGGCUUUAGAACAGGCUCGUCAUUGCCAGCAUGACGACCCGCAGUACACGGUCCACUCGCUCAGCAGCCCCACUAGAGCGCAUGACCGAUGGCGACGUCUACGUCUUCCUGCUGCAGAUUGCCGUCCUAUCAUGGACAACGCAGCAGCAGCAGCGAAAGGCAGCAGAGGCAGCCGCCGCCGCUGCCACAAGACCAGGGAGAUCAGAGUCGGCCGUCAAGAAGCCGUCGGAUUAUGCCACCUCUUCUACAACAGCGUCACCUGGAUCGACGUCGUCCAAGUCAGAUUGGAUGUCCUUGGGUGGACUGAUGGACCUCGUAGGAACAUCGUCCAGAGAGGCACGCUUCCCUGAGAAGCUCAUCAAGCGACUCAACGACAGACUGGAGCGCAUCAUCAAGGGACAGGAUCUCAGUCACAAUGAUCAAACUCUGCGUGCAACAGUAGCGAGAUUCUAUGGCACCUUCAAGGAGGAUGGCUUUCAGAGGCAAAUCAAGAGCAAUCGCAAGAUCGAGGAGCUCAUCCUCAUCUUCGUCACAAAGGCGCAGGAGACCCUUAAGAAGGGCUCACCGAACCAGCCUCCCCUCUCCGAUGACGAGCUGAAAGCUGAGCUCAACAAGCAGGUAGGCCAAUUCAUCAAGAUCAAUCGCGAGUGCCUUGAUACGAUCCAUGGCGUGUCCAAAGAGCUCAAGGAGCGUCUGGACAGCUACCAAGCCAAGCUCGCUCCACGGCCUCCCCCAGUCGCCACGCCCAGCACCGCCAGCGCAGCUGGUGGCAGCACUUCAUCCUCUUCAAUCCCCUCGGCGGCCACGACAGCAGUUCAAAGCAGCCGUCGUGGAAGCGCAGCAAGCUCGAUGACAAUGGCAGCAGAUCCAGUGCGAGACUCAGACCUUGUUCGCUCCGUCGGACAGCUGUUUGCAGUCGAUAUGGACCAGCUGUCAAAGGACGUGGACUUCAUGCGCAAGACGUGCACGGAGCAGGCGGCAAUGAUCGAUCUUAAGCAUUGCGUCAAGAACAUCAAUCUGCAGGCUUCGUGGCCUGGAAGGCGAGAAGACUUUGAGUCCGAGGAGGCAUACCAGCAGUGGAGGACACAGGAGCUUUCCGCCUUGUCGCAGCUGAUGAUGCAGAUGUGCCAAGCGAACCCAGAGCUGCUCAAGACGACGUCAGGCGAUGCAGCUACUACGGCGCCGACGAGGAAGAACACAGGAAAUGGCGCAGCAGAGGGCGGGAGUGGGACAGCGCCUACUGAGGUGUCACAGGCUGCAGAGGCUGGGGACAAAGCGCCCGAUGCAGAGGCAUUGAGCCAAGCCGUAGAGGACGACGAAGCGUUUGGCAACUUUACCUUUAUACCUCCUGACCCAAAGGCGUACUACCGACGAGCGUUGGAACUCUGCAUCGACUUCGACCUCGAGAAGAUCAAGCAGCAGCCAGAGGAGGAGGAGGUAUCCCUCAGCAUCCUCUCGAGACAGCACGUCGACUUGCUGAAGGAGUGCGCCCAGCGCUGGCGGCUUAUGGCUCCCUUCCGUACCGUUUCCAACCUCGACGUGAUGCGGCUUAAAUACGAGCGAGGCGAGGUGCCUCUUGACUGCAUCUCUGAGGCGCUCACAACGAUGCAGGGUACCCUCUCCGAGGUCGAAGCAGGCUCAUGGGCGAAGACGGACCACGCUCUUCUCGUACGCACCUGCUCAGCCCUCUUCGACUCUUUCCUCCGGUAUAUCUACGAGGCCUUCCAAGACAUCCACAAUGUCGAUCCCGAGGAGAUUGCGCCAUAUGUCGCCAUGACCGAAGAGCUGCACGAGUCAUCGCUCGUUCGUACGAAUCACGACGCCAAUGGGUCUGUGGUGGAGAUGGAGCGCCACGUCGAAGAGUUGAAGGACGGAAUCCGCAUCAUGGCUAUUCACGAGUACACAGCCAAGACCACAGAGCUCUUCUCACAGGCGGUAGACAACGAGGUGGUCCCCCUGGUACAAUUAUUGGACUGGCUCGAGAAGGGAGCCAAACGCCUCGACAAGCGCUACCCGCAGCCCCUGCUCGGUACAAUCGACCCCGUUUGCCAUGUCCUCGAGAAGCAAGUACCCCUCUUCCUCGACGACCUCGAGUCGAUGAAGCAUCAGAUUGUGCAGCACGCCACGCAAGAAAGGGAGCCUCUAGCAUUCGAGGACAUCUUUGCCCUCUACCGUAGAGUGACGGAGCUGCUCAAGAUGCACAAGGCCUUCUGCCCCGACCACGGUGAGCUGCAGUUCAGCCUAGCCGACUGGUUCGAGCCGCAUAUCCGACACUGGCUGGCGAACACCGACAAGAAGACGCACGAGUGGGUACGUAAUGCAAUCGCCAGCGACCACUUCAUGCCGAUCGACGUGGAUGGAGCCGUGCACAGCUCGUCAAUCGACGACCUCUUUGGAGCUCUUCAGCAGCCGGUCGAGUUCAUCCAAUCCCUCACCUGGCCCAAUGCCUACAAAAACGCUCGCUUCAUGACGCAGCUGGCCCGCUCGAUCUCUAAGUCUAUCGAGCUUUACUGUCAUCGAGUUGAGGAGCUCUUCAUGGACGAAAUGUUCCCACGCAUAGCAGAGGGGGCCGGAGGCGUAGGGAGCCUUGGUGGUGGACUCGAGCAGAAGCAGUCGGCCUGGAUGGUGAAAGCAAAGCAGACGCUGCAGGGCACGCAGAAGGUCGAGCCCUUCCACUUUCAGGAGACGAGCUGCGUCAAGCUGAACAACAUCGAGGCUGCCAGAUUGUUGCUCGACAGGCUGUACACCAAGAUUGACGCAGAUCAUCAGGCUAAUGUGGUCAGGGAGGCGGCGCCCGAUGUGCCGGAGAAGGGAGGCUCCCAGGCACCUGGGCAACAUCAGAGGUACAUCUUCACCAUCAAGAUUGUGCUGGGAGAAAAUUUGCAGCCCAUCAGGGAUACAGGGAGCAAAUCGCGCAUCGAUUCGUUCGUGACGUUGAGUGAUGAGAGGGGCAAUAAAAUUGCCAAGACUCGCACAAUCUACGAGACGCCCGACCCGCGCUGGGACGAAGCUUUCGACAUCCCUGUGGACCGCAGCAUGUGGCUAGCAGCGACAGUCUGGGAUCGCAAGCUCGUAGGUGACCAUGCGCUUUGCGGUCGUGCCUACCUACGCCUAGAUCCGCGCUAUUUUGGCGACUUCCUCGCGCACGAGCUCUGGCUCGACCUCGAUACCCAGGGAAAGCUCCUUGCGCGCGUGAGCAUGGAGGGCGAGAAGGACGAUAUUCUCUUCUACUUUGGGCGGGCUUUCAGGAGUCUGAAGAGGGCGGAAAGCGAUAUGGUGAGGACGAUUGUGGACAAGAUGAGCGUCUACAUUCGACAGUGCCUGAGCCGCAGCGUGCUGAGGUCCAUCGUACGUACAAGUGGGAUCAAUAUCGACAAGGCGUUAGGCAACGUGAAGGCGCUCUACGCCCAAGCCCUCGCUGCGGGCGCUACGGCAACCUCUUCCACUGCCCCAACCAUCCCACCUAUAGAAGCAGAAGCGGCUGCUGCGGCUGCCGCCUCCUCGAAGAAGCAGCGUCCCCCUCAGCUCACCGAUCAAGAAAUUGAAGGCGCCAUCAGCCCGCUUCUCGACUACCUGCACGAAUGUCUUGGCACGCUCAAGUCCUCCCUCUCGGACAGUCAGGCCGAGCUGGUCAUGACCAAAGUAUGGAAGGAAGUCCUCAACACAAUCGACUCCAUCCUCCUCCCGCCCCUCUCUGACGCUCCGUCCGACCUCAGCCAGCUGUCGGGCAAAGAGGUGGAGGUGGUCUUCAAAUGGCUCAGCUUCUUGCGCAACUUCUUCAACGCCUACGACGAGGAGACUGGGCAAGCGCACGGCGUGCCAUUGGAAGUGCUUCAAGGCCUGCCCAAGUACAGAGAGAUCGUGGCAUACACGCUCUACCACGAUACCUCCUCUGACGAGCUGAUGGAAGCGUGCGUACGGGAGAUGCAGACACGCCUGCGCAAAGCGGCAAGUGCAGGUGGUGGAUUCGCAGGCGCUGGGCGACUGAGUAGUAGCGGCACUGGACUUGGCAAGACGGGUUUGGUCAAGAACAAGAGCGUGCUGCAGCAGAGGAGCUUGGGGACUAUCAAGAAGCGCAAGCAAGAGAAGCGUGGGGAGCAUCUAGCUGAGGAGCAGGAUAACCUUGAGCUCAUCCUGCGACUCUUAAGGAUGCGACCGCACACGGGAGACUUCUUGCAGCAGCAGUUCGCUACCUUGACAGCACUCCAACAGCCGGCGGGUCAGCAGGCACAGGCGCAGGCGCAAGCGCGGGGAGGGCCUGCCAGUGGGCGUGGAGGCCGAGGUGGCCAGCAGGUCCCGCCUCUGCCGUCGCAGCCUCAGAGGUAUCCAGGUGGGGGAGGUAUGCCGAGGAGGAUAUCGGGGCAGGGUCAGCCGCCCUUGCCUGGGGCCAAUGGAAGCUAUGGACAGCAUCAGCCGACGUAUCGUCAACCUUGAGAUCUCAAUCGGUCCUCAUCGACGGACAAAAGCGACUCCUUCUCUUUCACCUCUUCCAGUUCCGGCACUCUCACUGCGUCUGACUGGCUACUUCUUCUUUUUUGCUCGUAAUCUUGCC
This is a messenger RNA of Jaminaea rosea, 4787 nucleotides long. RefSeq lists its product as hypothetical. Lineage: Eukaryota; Fungi; Basidiomycota; Exobasidiomycetes; Microstromatales. Bases 266 to 4669 code for a protein of 1467 amino acids. The transcript has 3 exons. The record is from RefSeq and is a predicted model, not a curated record.